AUGUAUUCUGGAGGACGUUCGCUUUACAAUUUCAUAACCACUCGAAAGGGAGAGGGGAAAUCUAUGGAAAAGUCUAAGGAAAAGUCGACUGAAAAGUCUACACAAAAGUCAGAUGAAGAGAAAAAUGCGGACGAAUUGAGGGUACAGUAUCUCACAGAUAAAGAUAUUGCCGCUAACUUAGAAGAUUGCUUCAAAGCUUUUGAAGAAAAAAAUAUGAAAGAUUUGAGAGCCGCUUGUCAGCUGUUAGGCAAGAAACGAAAUGUCAAAAACAAGGCUGUGCGUGCAUCAAAGAAAGCUCCAGAUAAUCAAGCUCUCAAAGAAAAGGCUGAUGUGGCAAAUGCUGAGUACGAUACUCAAUUAGGAAUCGUAACCGAAAUGCUAAAGAAAAUUCCCGAAUACGACAAAAUACAUCAGGAUAUUUUUGAACAAGCAUUACGCUAUUUUGCUACAGCUUUCUAA
Molecule: messenger RNA, 459 nt
Organism: Haemonchus placei
Lineage: Eukaryota; Metazoa; Nematoda; Chromadorea; Rhabditida; Trichostrongylidae
Source: the annotation of a GenBank genome assembly